CCGCCGCGGCCGAGCCGGGAGGAGGAAGGAAGGAAGAGCGGCUCCCCGCACACAGCAGGCGCAAGAUGGCGGCUCCCAGGGCGGCGUGAAGGCGCCUGGCGUCCGGCAGCCGCUUCCCGCCCCCUCCGGACAGCAAGAGGGGCCAUGGCAGUGGCCUUGCCCCCGGCCCCCAGCGGCCCCACGCUCCUGCAGCCCCGCUGGAAGCGGGUGGUGGGCUGGUCGGGCCCCGUGCCCCGGCCCCGCCACGGGCACCGCGCUGUGGCCAUCAAGGAGCUGAUCGUCGUCUUCGGGGGCGGGAACGAGGGCAUUGUCGAUGAGCUGCACGUCUACAACACAGCCACCAACCAGUGGUUCAUCCCGGCCGUGCGGGGCGACAUCCCUCCCGGCUGCGCCGCCUACGGCUUCGUGUGUGACGGCACCCGGCUGCUGGUCUUCGGGGGCAUGGUGGAGUACGGCAAGUACAGCAGCGACCUCUACGAGCUGCAGGCCAGCCGCUGGGAGUGGAAGAGACUCAAGGCCAAGACCCCCAAGAACGGGCCGCCCCCCUGCCCCCGCCUGGGUCACAGCUUCUCGCUUGUGGGCAACAAGUGCUACUUGUUUGGGGGGCUGGCAAAUGACAGCGAGGACCCCAAGAACAACAUUCCCAGGUACCUGAAUGACUUGUACAUCCUGGAGCUGCGCCCGGGCUCCGGCGUGGUGGCCUGGGACAUCCCCAUCACGUACGGGGUGCUGCCCCCGCCCCGCGAGUCCCACACCGCCGUGGUGUACACCGAGAGGGACAACAAGAAAUCCAAGCUCGUCAUCUACGGGGGCAUGAGCGGCUGCCGCCUCGGCGACCUCUGGACGCUGGACAUCGAGACCCUGACGUGGAACAAGCCGAGCCUGAGUGGGGUGGCGCCCCUCCCCCGCAGCCUGCACUCCGCCACCACCAUUGGCAACAAGAUGUACGUCUUCGGGGGCUGGGUGCCCCUCGUCAUGGACGACGUCAAAGUGGCCACGCAUGAGAAGGAGUGGAAGUGCACUAACACGCUGGCCUGCCUCAACCUGGACUCCAUGGCCUGGGAGCCCAUCCUCAUGGACACGCUGGAGGACAACGUCCCGCGGGCCCGGGCGGGGCACUGCGCCGUCUCCAUCCACAGCCGGCUCUACAUCUGGAGCGGCCGCGACGGCUACCGCAAGGCCUGGAACAACCAGGUGUGCUGCAAGGACCUCUGGUACCUGGAGACGGAGAAGCCCCCGGCCCCCUCCCGGGUGCAGCUGGUUCGGGCCAACACCAACUCGCUGGAGGUGAGCUGGGGCUCGGUGCCCACGGCCGACACCUACCUGCUGCAGCUGCAGAAGUACGACAUCCCGGCGGCCGCCUCGCCCGCCCCCGCCCCGGUGCCCUCCGUGCCUGCCAACCCGCCCAAGAGCCCCGCCCCGGCCGCUGCCGCGCCCGCCCCGCCCGCCAGCCAGCCCCUGGCGCAGAUGGGCAUCACUCUGCUGCCCCAGGCCGCCGCCCCCACGCCCACCACCACCAUCCAGCUGCUGCCCUCCGUGCCCGGCACGCCCCUGCCCGUGGCCAGCCCCGCACGCACGCAGGGUGUCCCGGCCGUGCUGAAGGUGACAGGCCCCCAGGCGCCCCCAGGGCCCCCCCUGGUGACGGUGCGCUCAGCUGGACAGGCGGGCAAGGCCCCGGUGACGGUGACCUCGCUGCCGGCCGGCGUGCGCAUGGUGGUGCCCACGCAGAGCACGCAGGGCACGGUGAUCGGCAGCAGCCCCCAGAUGAGCGGCAUGGCCGCCCUGGCGGCCGCCGCCGCCGCCACACAGAAGAUCCCCCCCUCCUCCACGCCCACCGUGCUGAGCGUGCCAGCUGGCGCCACCAUCGUCAAGACCAUGGCCGUCUCCCCGGGCACGGCCACGCUGCCCAGCACCGUCAAGGUGGCCUCCUCCCCCGUCAUGGUGAGUAACCCAGCCACACGCAUGCUGAAGACGGCGGCAGCCCAGGUGGGCACUUCAGUGUCAUCCACGACCAACGCGGCCACGCGACCGAUCAUCACUGUGCACAAGUCGGGCACGGUCACCGUGGCACAGCAGGCCCAGGUCAUGACCACCGUGGUGGGUGGCGUCACCAAGACCAUUACCCUGGUGAAGAGCCCCAUUUCCGUGCCAGGGGGCAGCGCACUGCAGAUCUCUAACCUCGGCAAAGUGAUGUCGGUCGUGCAGACCAAGCCAGUGCAGACCUCGGCCGUGACCGGCCAGGCGUCCAGCGGCCCCGUCACCCAGAUCAUCCAGACCAAGGGCCCCCUGCCAGCGGGCACCAUCCUGAAGCUAGUGACGUCAGCGGAUGGGAAGCCCACCACCAUCAUCACCACCACGCAGGCGGGCGGCACCGGCCCCAAGCCCACCAUCCUGGGCAUCAGCAGCGUCUCGCCCAGCACCACCAAGCCGGGCACCACCACCAUCAUCAAAACCAUCCCCAUGUCGGCUAUCAUCACCCAGUCCGGGGCCACGGGUGUGACCAGCAGCCCUGGGAUCAAGGCCCCCAUCACCAUCAUCACCACCAAGGUCAUGACCUCCGGCACGGGCGCCCCCGCCAAGAUCAUCACGGCAGUGCCCAAGCUGGGCACGGCCCACGGACAGCAGGGCGUCACGCAGGUGGUCCUGAAGGGUGCACCCGGCCAGCCCGGCACCAUCUUGCGCACUGUGCCCAUGGGCGGCGUGCGGCUGGUCACGCCCGUCACCGUCUCCGCGGUCAAGCCCACCGUCACCACGCUGGUGGUGAAAGGCACCACGGGUGUCACCACCUUGGGCACCGUGACAGGCACCGUCUCCACCAGCCUAGCUGGCGCAGGGGGCCACAGCACCAACGCCUCCCUGGCCACGCCCAUCACCACGCUGGGAACCAUCGCCACCCUGUCCAGCCAGGUGAUCAACCCGGCUGCCAUCACCGUCUCUGCCGCCCAGACCACCAUGACGGCCGCCAGCGGGCUGGGCACGCCCACCAUCACCAUGCAGCCCGUUUCUCAGCCCACGCAGGUGACGCUGAUCACAACGCCCAGCGGGGUGGAUGCCCAGCCAGUGCACGAUCUGCCGGUCUCCAUCCUGGCCUCGCCCACCACGGAGCAGCCCACGGCCACGGUGACUAUCGCUGACGUGGGGCAGGGCGACCCACAGCCCGGCACCGUCACCCUGGUGUGCUCCAACCCGCCCUGCGAGACCCAUGAGACCGGCACCACCAACACUGCCACUGCCACCGUCGUGGCCAACAUGGGCGGCCUGACCCAGCCUGUGCACUUUGUGUGCGAGGGCCAGGAGGCUGGGCAGCCCAACGGCGGGUUAGUGCGCGUCUGCUCCAACCCCCCGUGCGAGACGCACGAGACAGGCACCACCCACACGGCCACCACGGCCACGUCCAGCAUGGGUGCCGGACGAGUGUGCAGCAACCCCCCGUGCGAGACGCACGAGACAGGCACCACCCACACGGCCACCACGGCCAUGUCCAGCAUGGGUGCCGGACGAGUGUGCAGCAAUCCCCCGUGCGAGACGCACGAGACGGGCACCACCAACACGGCUACCACAGCCACAUCCAGCAUGGGUGCCGGACAAGUGUGCAGCAACCCCCCGUGCGAGACGCACGAGACGGGCACCACCCACACGGCCACCACGGCCACGUCCAGCAUGGGUGCCGGACGAGUGUGCAGCAACCCCCCGUGCGAGACGCACGAGACGGGCACCACCAACACGGCUACCACAGCCACAUCCAGCAUGGGCUCCAGACGAAUGUGCAGCAACCCCCCGUGUGAGAUGCACGAAACAGGCACCACCAACACGGCUACCACGGCCCGGUCGCUCAUGGGCCGGGUGCAGCCAGAUGGGGGCCUGGUAGCCCCACCCAACCCACCGUGCCAAACGCAGCACACCAGUGCCACCGGCACCACGAUGUCAGCAAAAGCUGGCGUGCCCACCGAGCAGCCGUGCAGUGCCAGGAUGGGAAAUCCCCCCUCGGCGGUGCCUGGUACCAACACACAAUCGCCGGCGCCAGGUGGCCGGCCCUGUGAGGCUCACCAGACCCACACCACCAACACUGCCACCACAGCCCGGUCGCUCAUGGGCCGGGGGCAGCUGGACGGUGGGCCGGGGGCAGCUGAGAGCCCCCCAUGCCAAACCCAACAGACUUGUGCCACUCAUACAACCAUGUCAGCCAAAGCAGACAUGCCUACGGAGCAGCCGUGCAGCGUGACGAUGGUUGCACCGGACACGGAGACCGGGCACCGAGCACAUGUCAAUGACUCUUGUGAGAUGGGCGCCACAACCAGGUCGAGCAUGGGCACUGGGCGAGCGUGCCCAGAGCUCCCAUCCGAGACGCACGAGACGGGCACCACCACCACAGCCACGUUGAACAUGAAUGCUGGGCGAGCGUGCAGCAACCCCCCGUGCGAGACGCACGAGACGGGCACCACCAACACGGCCACCACAUCCACAUCCAGCAUGGGUGCCGGACCAGUGUGCAGCAAUCCCCCAUGCGAGACGCACGAGACGGGCACCACCAGCACAGCUACCACGCCCGCGUCCAGCAUGGGUGCCGGGCGAGUGUGCAGCAACCCCCCGUGCGAGACACACGAGACGGGCACCACCAGCACAGCUACCACGCCCGCGUCCAGCAUGGGUGCCGGGCGAGUGUGCAGCAACCCCCCGUGCGAGACGCACGAGAGGGGCACCACCAGCACAGCUACCACGCCCCCCGGGCCCGGCUCCCCCAUCAGCACCCCCGCCGACAUCUGGAGCACGGCCUGCAUGGUACGCCCCCCAGGACCCCCCCGAGCCCCCCCAGCCGGGCCCGGCUCCCCCAUCAGCACCCCCGCCGACAUCUGGAGCACGGCCUGCAUGGCUUUUGAGCUGGCGACAGGCGACUACCUCUUCGAGCCGCACUCGGGGGACGAGUACAGCAGGGACGAAGAUCACAUCGCCCACAUGGUGGAGCUGCUCGGCGAGAUCCCCCCCCAGUUUGCGCUCUCGGGGCGCUACUCACGGGAGUACUUCACCCGGCGAGGUGAGCUGCGGCACAUCCCCAGCCUGCGGCCCUGGGCGCUGGGCGCGGUGCUGCUGGAGAAAUACGAGUGGCCCCGGGAGCAGGCGGCCACGUUCGCCCAGUUCCUGCUGCCCAUGCUGGAGUUCCUGCCCGAGCAGCGCCCCACGGCGGCCCAGUGCCUGCAGCACCCCUGGCUGGGCCCCUAGGACCCCGG
Messenger RNA from Gopherus evgoodei (Goodes thornscrub tortoise), 5225 nucleotides. It is a transcript of the gene HCFC1, whose product is annotated as host cell factor C1. The record is from RefSeq and is a predicted model, not a curated record. Gene Ontology annotation, biological process: protein phosphorylation; regulation of DNA-templated transcription; chromatin remodeling. NCBI's taxonomy places the organism in Eukaryota, Metazoa, Chordata, Testudines, Testudinidae. Gene Ontology annotation, molecular function: protein binding; transcription coactivator activity; protein kinase activity. The coding region runs from base 145 to 5217 and encodes 1690 amino acids. The transcript has 22 exons. Gene Ontology annotation, cellular component: histone methyltransferase complex.